Aphanomyces astaci is the source of this 614-nucleotide messenger RNA. RefSeq lists its product as hypothetical. The coding region runs from base 8 to 529 and encodes 173 amino acids. Gene Ontology annotation, cellular component: mitochondrion. Lineage: Eukaryota; Oomycota; Saprolegniomycetes; Saprolegniales; Verrucalvaceae. The transcript has a single exon. The record is from RefSeq and is a predicted model, not a curated record. Gene Ontology annotation, molecular function: protein-lysine N-methyltransferase activity. Gene Ontology annotation, biological process: positive regulation of proton-transporting ATP synthase activity, rotational mechanism; regulation of mitochondrial ATP synthesis coupled proton transport; peptidyl-lysine trimethylation.
CGAAAAGAUGUUGGCCCCACGGAAGGUCCUGCACUCGACGCCAGUGGGCGUGAUCGAGCAGGCCUUUUCGCUGGCCCAAGUGAACGGCAGCGACGUGGUGUGCGACGUGGGAUGCGGUGAUGGCCGAGUGCUGCUGUAUGCCGCCAGCAGUCUCCACGUGGCCCGAUGCGUGGGCAUGGAAAUCGACGCAGACCGCGUGUGUCAAAUCAACGAAGCCGCCAAGCGACUUGGCGUGGACGACAGAGUAACUAUUUAUUGCGGCAACGCGCUCGAUAUGGACUUGGACGACGACGUGACUGUGAUCUUUCUGUUCCUCAUCGAACGAGGGCUGCGGCAGAUCUUCCGCAAGCUGCUCGCGUGCACGUCCAAGCUUCGACACAAGGAAUUGCGCAUUGUCACUUAUUUAUACAGGGUCCACGUCAUGGAUCCGUACAUGGUGUCCAGCCAGUUUUGCCCCAUCGACCCGCCAGGCACCAGCGACGCCGCGUUCCCCAUUUACCUGUACAAGUUGCCUCCUCUAACGACUUAGCCGUACAGUAACUAACGUAACUAACGUAACUAACUACUACUCCAACGAGCGACACGUGUUAAACCAAUUUUGGCAGCGACGCCGU